Messenger RNA from Tauraco erythrolophus (red-crested turaco), 774 nucleotides. NCBI's taxonomy places the organism in Eukaryota, Metazoa, Chordata, Aves, Musophagiformes, Musophagidae. The record is from RefSeq and is a predicted model, not a curated record.
AUGCCUGUGGGCAGUGUGGGAAGACAUUCAUCAAGAAGGGCAACCUGGCCAACCACCAGCGGGUUGAUGCCGAGGACUGGGGUCACCUGCAGGAAGGGCUUCACCAAGCGAGGGGAGCUGACCAAGCCUGAGCAGACCCACACUGGGGAGGAACCCUAUGGGUGUGGGCAGUGCAGCAAGCACUUUGCCCAGUGCACCCAGCUGCUCACCCACCAUUGUGGCCACAACAGUGAGCGGCCCUUUCCCUGCCCCACCUGCGGCAAGGGCUUCUGCCAGAAGAUCGCCUUGGUCAAACAUCACCGAGUCCAUGAGCGUGGCAGGGACAAGGGAGGUGGUGAAGAUAUCAGUGCCAACACCAACGCCAACACUGACACCGAUGCCAAUGGCAAUGCCAAUGCCGACACCAAUGCCAGUGUCAAGACCAACAUCGAUGCCAACAUCAGCGUCAAUGCCAAUGCCAAGGUGGCUGGCAAAGAUGGGGAGAACUUGGCUGUCCCCUGUCGGCAGCUCCCUAUUGCUGAGUGGUCCUUCUCCUGCAGUGAGUGUGGGAAGACUUUCUUUGCCCAGAAGGCCCAGCUGGCAGUCCACCACUGCACCCACAGUGGUGAGCAUCCCUUCCUCUGUGCUGCCUGCGGCCAGGCCUUCACCCAGAAGGUUGCCCUCACCACCCAACAGAGAGUCCACACAUGGGAGCACCAGCCCCUGCCAGCCCUGGUUCCCCCUGCACCCCAUGGUGAGGAGUGGCCCUUCACCCGCACCAUCUGUGGGAGUUAG